Mastomys coucha (southern multimammate mouse) is the source of this 933-nucleotide messenger RNA. It is a transcript of the gene Pvrig, whose product is annotated as PVR related immunoglobulin domain containing. Gene Ontology annotation, cellular component: plasma membrane. NCBI's taxonomy places the organism in Eukaryota, Metazoa, Chordata, Mammalia, Rodentia, Muridae. Gene Ontology annotation, molecular function: signaling receptor activity. Gene Ontology annotation, biological process: negative regulation of T cell receptor signaling pathway. The record is from RefSeq and is a predicted model, not a curated record.
AUGGACUGGACACAGACCGUGGUCCUAUUCUCAACAUCGCUGACCCUCUGUGUCUCUGCAGGUGACCCUGAGAUGUGGGUGCAAGUCCAGAUGGAGGCCACCAACUCUCUAUCCUUCUCAGUUCACUGUGGGAUCUUAGGAUGUAACUUCAUCUCCCUGGUAACAGUGAGCUGGAAAGGAUUUGUUGAUGCUGGAGGGACUUAACUAGCUGUGUUGCACCCAGAACUUGGCACCCAGCAGUGGGCUCCUGCCAGCCAGGCCUACUGGGAAACCCUAAAGAGCAUCUCUGUCACUCUGACCCUGGAGCCAUCCAAAGCAAGACGCUCCCUAGCCAACACCACAUUCUGCUGUGAGUUUGUUACCUUCCCUCAUGGUUCCAGGGUUUCCUGUAGAGGCCUGCAUAGCUCAGAUCCAUGACUUUCUGCUCCGACUCCAGCCCCCAUUCUUCAAACAGACCUGGUGGGGAUUUUGGGAACCUCAGGGUUUUUCCUGUUUGGUUUCACCUUUAUGCUAUGUCUCCGGUGGCAGCAGAGGCACUGGUGUUUGAGUAAAUCUCAGCCGUCCCUCACCAGCACCCAGGCACAAAUGGAGACUCAGAUAAGGCUUGAAGGAUGGUGUCUGGAGCAGGACACCCGGGAUCCACAGCUGGACAGGGACUUGGGGUCUCACCUGACUCUCCUUCAUCCCCUAUCCUGGCCACUGGGGAGCUGCUGCGUUCCUUUGCAGGAGACAAGCACCCCGGGCUCCUGCAUGAUCCGUAGAGGAGACGAAAUGAGUGAGAGCCUUGUGAGCUGCUUCAAUACCCUUGAACCAAGCCUGAAAGACAGAGAAGCUGGGGAACGUGUACAGGGCAGAGAAUCAGGAAGUCUCUUACGGGAAAAACUGAACAUCAGCAUAAGAGGCUUCCACACGCACCCGUGGAAACCCUGUUAG